This is a messenger RNA of Teleopsis dalmanni, 1643 nucleotides long. RefSeq names its product rRNA N6-adenosine-methyltransferase METTL5 (gene Mettl5). The transcript has 5 exons. The record is from RefSeq and is a predicted model, not a curated record. The coding region runs from base 506 to 1153 and encodes 215 amino acids. NCBI's taxonomy places the organism in Eukaryota, Metazoa, Arthropoda, Insecta, Diptera, Diopsidae. Gene Ontology annotation, molecular function: rRNA (adenine-N6-)-methyltransferase activity; nucleic acid binding. Gene Ontology annotation, biological process: rRNA methylation.
UUUGACAGCUCUGCAUUUUUGACAUUAUCAUUCUGCUCCGUUGCUAUUUCGUGUUGAUCAAAAAUAUAAGUGGCGUGUUUUAUUUAGAAGAAUUUAAUUUUAUAUUGACGCUACCAUACUAAUAGUAGGCCUAAUGGCUUUUCCAGCAUUAAGCGCACAACAAGAAACUACACAACGAAAAGUCCUGGAAGACGUUAGAAAACAACUUAUUCAUAAAGGAGUACCACCAGUAACAGGAUUAGGCACAGGCUUAACUCCACCCGUUAGCCAAGUGCCUACAACGCAAAUAAUUGGAACAUUACCUGAUUUCGGACCUGGCACCAGUGCCGCAACAACACCACGCUCAAUUUUUAAUCCAAAUAGCGCAUCUACUUUAGGGUUUUUUAUACCUCAAGAUAGUUUUUUCGGUAACAACUUUAUACCAGUGUUACCUCGGCUAGAGCCUUCGUCACCAAAUCAAACGCCUAAGUAAUUUCUUUUAAUAUAUAUCACAAUUACUGACACAAUGGCACGAAUUAAACUAAAAAAACUUGAGGAAUAUUUACAAGGUGUUGAUGGCUUUGAACAACCUAAAGUUAAGUUAGAGCAAUAUCCUACACCACCGCAUAUUGCCAGUUGUGUUUUAUAUAAUAUACAAGCACAGUAUGACGAUAUUGAUGGUAAAUUAGUUGGCGAUUUAGGAUGCGGUUGUGGUAUGUUAAGUGUUGGUUCAUUUUUACUUGGUGCUCAACUAACUAUAGGUUUUGAAAUUGAUACUGAUGCUAUAGAGGUAUUUCGUUCUAAUAUAAAUGAAAUGGAAUUGUCAUCUAUUGAUUGUAUACAAACUGAUGUGUUAAAUCUAGCAAAUACUAAGUGGACAAAUUCAUUUGAUACUAUAGUAACAAAUCCUCCAUUUGGAACCAAAAACAAUGCUGGUAUAGAUAUGCGAUUUGUAGAAAAUGGUAUAAAAUUGGCUACAAAUGCAGUUUAUUCUUUACAUAAAACUGCGACGAGAGAAUAUAUUAAAAAGAAGUGCAAAGAAUGGAACGUUGUUGGGGAAGUUGUCGCAAAACUUAAUUAUAAUAUUGACGCAUCAUAUAAGUUUCACAAAAAUAAAUCAGUCGACAUUGAAGUAGAUUUUUGGAGGUUUGACGUAACGGAAAAAAAUAUUUAAUUAUUUUCAUGCAUGUAGGCUAAUUAAUUUUAAAAUAAAUUUUAUAAUGAAUUAAUUAUAUAUUUUAUUAUAAAUGUUAUAAAUUUAUAAAAUAAGAUGAGUAUAUUUCACAAUUAGCUAUCAUAUUAUAUUUUAUUUGAUAUCAAUGAAUGGGUACUAUAAAUAGUCAGAGAAAUGUAAAAAUGAUUGUUUGUUCGUAUUAUUAACAUAAAUGAGUUUAGAGCUAUUUAACUUCUAAUUUUUAUAACUUUGAUUUCUUUGUAUGAACUCUUAAACUCUUUUUGAAUUCUUUAUUUUUGAAUGUUGGUUUCUGCAUUCAUAUGGAGGACUUUCAAAUACUCAUAUAUCAUUUGUAGUGAUGUUUAUGGUUCCGUUAUAUGACAAACCACGAAAUAUCACACAACAUAUUUAAAAUUUUGUUUAUAAUAAAUAAAUAUUUAAUUUUUAAGCCCUAAUUUUUGUUCGAAUUACCCAACAAUAAAAUUGAAUU